AUGAAACGGGCUCUCUCCAAGUUCAGGCAUUCCGUGCGGCUUCCCAAGGCGUCCACACCAGAUUCAGCUGUAUCUGCGACAACGGCUAACGCAAGCCCGCCCCAAGCUAUCGUCGCCCCGAGAAGCUGGGUGCCAGACCCUGUGCUGGAAGACUCACAGACAAAGCUAGACUGCGAAUACCCCAGCUUCAAUGCGCCGCUGGAAAGUCUUCCUCCUGAAAUCCUGCGUCAGCUCCUUUCUAUAUUGAAGCUUGAAGAACUGCGUACCUUGGUGUUCACGUCUCCCGUCAUUCACCAGCAGUAUCUGCUAGAUCGCAGGUAUCUGCUCUGUAAGUGCUUGGAGACGACGUUGUGUGGCGCCGCUGUUGACGCCUAUGUUGUUUACCAGUCCAGCUCUGCCGAUUUUUCGAACUCGCGUACCCGUGAAAAGGUCGUUCAGUUCCUCAAUUCUUAUCAGGACCGACACUCUUCUGCCCAAUAUUUGAACCUCGCCGAAAUACUCACCGAAGAUGAGGCCGUGAGCAUGGUCGUAUUCUUCUCCUCUAUCAUCAAACCCCUCGCGCAACACUACUCCGCUUGGGCGUUGGCCAAUCUUUCCAGCGAGACCGGAGAUUCGUUGAGUCAUGAGCCGCUUACCAAGACGGAAGAGCAGCGGCUGAUUCGAGGGUUAUAUCGCUUUCAGCUAUCCUGCAAUCUCUUUGGCACAAACUGCCAAGGAAUCUCGCUGAAGUCGAAGCUAGGUUUCCAGCCUGUCGAUAUCCUAAAGAUCUUCAUCUGUAUAUUCGAACCUUGGGAGGUCGAGGAGAUAGCUUGCAUCUAUACCUUUGCCAAGGAGAAAUACGACCAGAUCUUCGGCACCAUCCGCUGGGAUGUGCAUGAGAAGAAUCCCAAGUUCGAGGGUCAGCGACCGCCCACUCCGGAAGGGGCUUUCGACUUCGAUAAUAGCUGGGUUAAAGACAGUCUUCUGAAGGGCACAAUCUCGUGCGGCCUCAGUCUACUGUAUACUGUCCUCUUCAAGGUCAGUGACCACGCGCACCUCGUCUCGACGAUGCAGGAGCACAUUGUGUGGCCAGCGGGCAACUUUCUCGAGGAGGCACUGGGCGAGACAGCGCAGUUCCAACGGCGCCAAGAAGGGCUGUCAAAUCGGGACCAGAAGCAGCAGCGGCACGAAUUGCUACCCUUCACGGGUGAGAAGGAUCCGGUUACGGACGAACUGCGGCCGCCACAGGCGUGGACGCUAAUUUGGAGGGGAAGCUACAGCAACCUGUACGGAUACUACGUGCAAGACAUUAUACGUCGCUGGGGAUAUGUUGUGUGGGAUGCGUCGCGACUCGAGCGGACAGGGGCGAAGGAGGUUUUAAUGCGUCAAUGGGAGGCGGAUUGGGGGGAUAGUGAUCCAAGAGAUAGUGUGCUGCAGUGA
Molecule: messenger RNA, 1419 nt
Organism: Pochonia chlamydosporia 170
Lineage: Eukaryota; Fungi; Ascomycota; Sordariomycetes; Hypocreales; Clavicipitaceae
Exons: 2
Coding region: 1-1419 (472 amino acids)
Molecular function (GO): protein binding
Source: RefSeq, a predicted model, not a curated record